This is a messenger RNA of Bombus pascuorum, 587 nucleotides long. It is a transcript of the gene COX5A, whose product is annotated as cytochrome c oxidase subunit 5A, mitochondrial. Gene Ontology annotation, biological process: mitochondrial electron transport, cytochrome c to oxygen. The transcript is spliced from 2 exons. The record is from RefSeq and is a predicted model, not a curated record. Lineage: Eukaryota; Metazoa; Arthropoda; Insecta; Hymenoptera; Apidae. Bases 90 to 548 code for a protein of 152 amino acids. Gene Ontology annotation, cellular component: mitochondrial inner membrane.
UUCGUCUUCUUCUGAUAUUACGCAAGAAGCCAAUCGUGUAGCCUUGCUAUCAUAUUCAAUUGAAUUUUCAGUAACAUUUCAUCGAAAAAAUGUUACGAUUUGUGGGAAAACAAGCAAAUAAUAUCAUAAGAAAUUCUCUACUACCACGCGCUACAGUUGUAAGUCGAAAUGUUCGUGCCUCUCACGAUGGCCCAGAAGAAAGUGAGGAGGAAUUCAAUAAGCAAUACGUGAGUUAUCUAAGUCGCCCAAAUCUCGAUCACUGGGAAAUUCGCCGAGUUUUUAACAAAUUAGCUGGUUUAGAUCUUGUACCAGAUCCAGUUAUUAUUUGUGCUGCAUUAAGGGCUUGCAGGAAACUGAACGAUUUUGCUCUUGCUAUCAGGAUUUUGGAGAUGGUAAAGGAUAAAUGUGGAAGCAAACUAAACGAAAUUUAUCCUUACAUUUUACAAGAAAUCAGACCUACAUUAGAUGAAUUAGGUAUCAACACCCCAGAAGAGCUUGGUUAUGAUAAGCCUGAAUUAGCGCUUCAAUCCAUUGAUGAUAUACAUUAAUUAUUGAUUCUAAAUUAAUAAACAUAGUAUCUACGCUUA